AUGCGCGCCCUCCGCUACCACGGCGUCAAAGACCUCCGCGUCGACAACGACAUCCCCGAACCAGAAUGCGGAGAGAACCAGAUCAAGGUCAAGCUACACGAAUAUUCGUCGCCGACAUUCAUCCCACAACCCGGCUCCCCUCACCCAAUCACAAAGGAGUCGAUGCCAAUCCCCAUCGGCCACGAAUUCUCGGGGCAAAUCGUGGAGAUUGGGCGCCUCGCCGCCUCCCAUCCCAAUUUCCAAGGUCAAACCCUCAAGGUGGGGGACAAGGUCGCUGUGCAACCCACCCUCGCCUGCUUCCACUGCGGGCCGUGCAACGACGGCUACAUCAACUGCUGCGACUCCGCGGGAUUUGUGGGGUUGAGCGGCGGUGGCGGUGGAAUGAGUGAUUAUGUCUGUGUCGACGCACAGUUUGUGUUCAAGCUGCCGGACCAUGUAGGCUUGGACGUGGGUGCAUUGGUGGAGCCGUUGGCCGUGGCCUGGCAUGCAGUGGACCAGUACCCGCUGAAGAAAGGUGACAGUGCCCUCGUAAUGGGUGCCGGUCCCAUCGGACUUGGGGUGAUCCAAUGCCUGAAGGCUCGCGGUGCCGGUACCAUCAUUGUCGCCGAGGUCGCAAAGGAGCGCCAGAACUUCGCCAAGGCGUUUGGUGCUACACAUCUGAUCGACCCUAGGACCGAGGACGUGGUGAAGAGAAGUAAAGAGAUCACUGGGGGCCAGGGACCGCAUGUUGCACUGGACGCGGCGGGAGUUCCGGCCAGUUUGAGAGACGCGGCGUUGGCGGUGAGGGCACGGGGGACGAUUGUGAACUUGGCCAUCUGGGAGAAAGAGGUACCAUUCCAACCGAACACUCUUGUAUUCGGGGAGAAGAAAUACUUUGCAAUCCUUGGCUACCUCCAAUCCGACUUCGCGGGCGUCAUCAAGGCCCUCGACGACCACUCCCUGGAACCCGAGAGGAUGAUCACGGGCAAGAUCAAGAUCGACCGGGUGGCGCAGGACGGGUUCAGGCCGUUGAUCGAGGAGAAGGACAAGCACGUCAAGAUCUUGGUCGAUUGUAGAGCGUAG
Molecule: messenger RNA, 1062 nt
Organism: Cladophialophora psammophila CBS 110553
Lineage: Eukaryota; Fungi; Ascomycota; Eurotiomycetes; Chaetothyriales; Herpotrichiellaceae
Exons: 5
Coding region: 1-1062 (353 amino acids)
Biological process (GO): butanediol biosynthetic process
Cellular component (GO): cytoplasm
Molecular function (GO): zinc ion binding; (R,R)-butanediol dehydrogenase activity
Source: RefSeq, a predicted model, not a curated record